This is a messenger RNA of Larimichthys crocea (large yellow croaker), 2400 nucleotides long. RefSeq names its product procollagen C-endopeptidase enhancer 2b (gene pcolce2b). Gene Ontology annotation, molecular function: peptidase activator activity; collagen binding; protein binding. The transcript has 9 exons. Bases 129 to 1436 code for a protein of 435 amino acids. NCBI's taxonomy places the organism in Eukaryota, Metazoa, Chordata, Actinopteri, Sciaenidae. The record is from RefSeq and is a predicted model, not a curated record.
CCUGUGCUCCGUCCCUCCUACCACGCAGCAGAACAAACGCUAUAUUCAUCUGCUCCAGCUUGCAGUUGCUGAAACUCCCCGCAGGAACUCCUGGCUACUUUUCCCCACCGUUCCAGCUGCUGAACACAAUGCCAUUCAUGCCACGGGGCGAAAACAGGCGAAGCGCCGGCUCCGUUGACACAACAAUGUGGAGAACAUGCGGUGUUUUUUGCGCAUGGAGUCUACUGUUCUUGACAGAGAUCUGUGCGCAGUCUCAGCGGAGACCAACCUUCACAUGCGGAGGAAACAUUACAGGGGAUUCUGGAGUAAUCGGAAGCCAGGGGUACCCAGGAGUUUACCCUCCAAACACCAAAUGUGUGUGGAGAAUCACAGUCCCUGAGGGAAAGGUGGUGGUCCUGUCAUUCCGCUUUAUUGACUUGGAGAGCGACAACCUGUGCCGCUACGACUAUGUGGAUGUUUACAGUGGCCAUGUCAAUGGGCAGAGGCUCGGUCGCUUCUGUGGGACGUUCAAGCCAGGAGCCCUGGUUUCCACGGGCAACAAGAUGCUCAUGCAGAUGGUAUCUGAUGCCAACACCGCUGGUAGUGGCUUCCUGGCUGUUUUCUCUGCCGCCCACCCACAUGAGAGAGGGGACCAGUACUGUGGAGGCAGAUUGGACAAACCCACAGGGACUUUCAAAACACCCAACUGGCCUGAGAAGGACUACCCAGCUGGUGUCACCUGCUCCUGGCACAUAGUGGCACCAAAGAACCAGAUUAUUGAGGUCAAGUUUGAGAAGUUUGAUGUGGAAAGAGACAACUACUGCCGCUACGACCACGUCUCCAUUUUCAACGGGGCAGAAAUCAACGACGCCAAGAGGAUCGGAAAAUACUGUGGAGACAGCCCCCCAGCGCCAGUGUUCUCAGAGGGGAAUCAGCUCCUAAUCCAGUUUCUGUCAGAUCUCAGUCUCACCGCAGACGGUUUCAUUGGACACUACAAAUUCAGACCAAAGAAAUUCCCCACCACCACGAUACCACCCACCACUACCACACAGCCAGUCACCACCAGGCCCAUACCUCUGAAAUACUCUGUAGCCCUGUGCCAGCAGAAAUGUAAAAGACGAGGAACGCUUGAGAGCAAUUACUGUUCCAGCAAUUUCGUGAUAACUGGGACUGUCAUUACUGCGGUGAUGAAAGGAGGAAGCAUGUACGCCACUGUCUCCAUCAUCAACGUGUAUAAAGAAGGCAGUCUGGCCAUUCAGCAGGCAGGAAAGACCAUGAGCACCAAGAUCAUUAUCCUGUGCAAGAAGUGUCCAUUUAUCAGACGAGGCUUGAACUACAUCUUCAUGGGCCACGUGGACGAGGACGGCCGGGGUAAAAUCGCCCCUCACCACUUUGUCAUGGCGUUUAAGACAAAGAACCAGAAAGGACUCAACGUUCUGAAAAACAAGCGUUGCUGAGCUCUGGGGUUCUCCACUCAGCUGUGCAUAGAAACAGUUAAGCAAAAAAGCAACCAUCUCCAUCUUUGCAACACAAAAAAACAAAGCUCAAUCUGGAUGCAGAUAUGCCAGCACAAAGCAUAAAAUCCACAUGAUUCAUUCUAUUAAACUCAGAUUUUGGUAUUUAUUGGAUUUGCUGCAGAUUGCAUGUUGUUGGAAUGAAAAUGAGAAUGGAUUAAGUACUUCCACUCUGUCUUCUAUUAAAAGACCAGUCACUUAGUCUGUUUGGCAACCUCAGAUUAAUCAGCAACAAAAUGAGGUGAAAUUUCCAUCCCCAUUCUCACUCUGCAUAUUCACAUUCCUAUCAUGCCCCAAGCAGGGAAUUAAAUUGUCGCCAGUAACAGGAGCCCAGAAUAAGGAGGUAAUCAGAUUGUUUAAAAUUUUCAGUGUGCACAUCUGACUUCCUAUGAUUGCACCAUUAAUUUGAUUUUUUUCCCUCCAUAUUCUACUUUUCUAUUGUUUCUCUUUGGGGCUGUGGAGCAGAAUGGGGAUAAACAGUGUGUUUUAUUAUUUAGUAUGCGUUAAACAAACAAAUAUAGAAUAGACAGAAUAGUCUUAAAUUUCACAAACCUGAUCAAUAGCAACACGGUGUUAACAACCUGCAGUUAACGGUCUGUGUUCAAUUUCAGUGGGCAGGAUUAGGAAUUUUUAAGUGGUGAUGAAAAAAGUGCAAUAUUUAAUAUAUACAUUAUUCUUUUUUUAAAAAGGUUUUUUAUGCUGGUUUUAUGUGAAACAAACGAAGAACCUACCUAGCUAAAGCUCUUUUUCUUCAGUUUGUUUACAGAUGCAAAGCACCGCCAUCAUUUACCUACAUUGUUUUUUAAAGGCAGAGGUAUGAAAUGAAAAAUAUUUUCAUAUGGAAAAGUCUGUGAAUAUUAUUUAUAUUUUAUUGUUUUCAUCUGCCCAAAUAAAACUCUAACAAACA